Messenger RNA from Anopheles stephensi (Asian malaria mosquito), 1616 nucleotides. RefSeq lists its product as uncharacterized. Lineage: Eukaryota; Metazoa; Arthropoda; Insecta; Diptera; Culicidae. The transcript is spliced from 6 exons. The coding region runs from base 886 to 1575 and encodes 229 amino acids. The record is from RefSeq and is a predicted model, not a curated record.
UCAGUCUGCAUCGAGAGACUAUACGAUCCUGACAGGCUUUUCCUGCACCAUGUGGCGAUAUCGAGCGCACUACUCUUCCUCACUGUUAAUAGUUGCAUUAUCAUCCUUACUUAUCUGUCGCCUGCAGGCGGCAUCGUCCUUCGCCAUGGAACGCCAGGAACGUGCCGCUCUAGUGUUUCCCCGUGGCAGUUCAAUGGGUUAUCUGCUAGCCAUCGCCAUUCCGCUACUCGUGCCAGGUCGGAACAUUUACCUCUCGCACAACUUCGAAGCCAACUACGGUGUACCGUCGAACGAGACGCAAUACUUUCUCUGGUAUCAGCGCUUUAAGGACACCAAGUUUAACAUCACCAAAGCGAUCGAAACGAAUCGGCGCCGGCGUCGGGAACUGCUGCCCGGGUUCGGCCGAAGCUACUUCUACGAUCAGCUCGAGGAACGGUUGGAUCUGUACGGGUUUAAUGCGACCGGGUGUAUGGAGCGACUGAUCUGCGAAGUGUCCGAGCUCCCACUCGCCGACCACAAUGGUGUGUUGGGGGAUGUGCUGAGUGUGGUCUUCAGACCAUCCACAUCGGUGCGAGAGCAGUCCGUUCCAGUUGCAUACUAUGAGGCAGAAUCUAGAGGAUUGAUAGAAGGAUGCCAACGGUAUCGAGCGUACUGCAGGAUCGAUCUACUCGGAUUUGUGUCAACCGUUCUCUAGAUACGACGAUUGUCACCUGCGUGAUCUAAUUUUCCAAUCUGCUCUCUGUCUCUCGUCGCCACUCUAAACGCUCGAGUCUAUAUCGGUUAAUUAAAUUAGAGCUCCUGGAGCAUCAUCCGUUUGUUUCUCUGUAUAGCCGUACGCCGAAAAGUGUUUCCUUUCGAUAGUCGUGUUUAGAGCUGCAGCGCAAGAUGACCACCACCGUGAGUCGCCGCUUCGUGACGCUUAUCGUACUGAUUACGAUCGUGAUCCAGUGCACCAGCAGCGUUAGCAAUGUUCCAACGGGCGAUGGCGUUAAGAGCCGCCAAAAGCGUAUUGUGUUCCCGGUGAAUGCGGCCAUGGGUAUUAUCUUUGCCCUGGCCAUUCCACUUGGUAUACCGAGCCGAAACAUCUUUAUGUCGUUCAAUUUCGAAGGCAACUACAACAGUCCGGCUGAUGCUAAUAUCUUCACCGAGGGUUUCGCGAACUAUAUUAAAGGCAUCGUCGAACCACUAACAGCACCCUCGGUUCCGGUGGAAACGUACGGUUUGAAUCGGCGAAGUGCUAAGGAUGUUCCACGGCGCAGCGCUCCAGCGACACCACAAGUUACCCGGCGACAGAUUUACAAAAUACUUCAAAACCAUCUGCAAAGUCAACACUUUCCGGGCAGGAAAUGUUUGCAGCGAAUGAUCUGCGAAGCGGCGUUGCAUCCGUUUAGCGAAACGAACGGCGUGAUCGGAGACAUGGUACAAAUACUGCUCAGUCCAUCCACAUCGCGAGAUGAAUCGUUACAGAAGGAAUAUCGAUUAGCGGAGCUGGCUGGGCGGGAAGGAUCUUGUGGCGCGUAUCGAACAGAAUGUCCGAAGGAUCCACUCCAGGCUGUUAGUGUUUUGUUAGGAUAGGAGAUAAUAUAGCAAUUUCAAAUAUAGUAAUUAAUGCAUGU